AUGGACCUGCCAGUGUUUCACUUUGCCUGGGUGAAGAAAAUUGUACCUUUAUUGGUACUUGGAUUAUUGGGCUAUGGUAGUUUUGUAGCAUUCUAUUCACUUGGCUAUCUUGAGAUAUACACUCAUCAUUCACAUGGAGUUGCAAUCACUCUAUGGGUAAUACUUGGACUAAGUGUACCUCUCGUACUUUACUAUUGGGCAAGUCUUUUGCUUGUGGGUCCAGGGAAAGCACCCAAAUUCCAGCCAUUCGAUUUAUACGGAGUAGAUCAAUCAUUAGCAACUCCGCCACAAUACUUCAUGUGUGAUGAAAAUGGAUUCCCAUUUUGGUGUUCCAACUGUCAAUCACUUAAAUUGCCUAGAUCAUUACAUCUGAAAGAUAUGGGCUACUGUGUAUUGAAAUUUGACCAUUAUUGCGUAUGGGUAGGCACUGUAAUUGGUCAAGAUAAUUAUAUUUAUUUCUUGAAAUUUGUAUGGUGGGUGUUUGUAACUUUUUUUACGGCCCUUAUAUUCCUUGCUGUUUAUACCAAGGAUAAUGCUGAUAGAGGGUUAAACCAUAAUUUCAUUGUCUUGUUCAUAUUUUCUGGGAUGUGGGUUUUAAUAUUGGCCAGUCUUUUAGGAUCUCAAUUAUUAUACAUUUCUAAAAAUAUGACCAUGUUGGAUGAUGUGAGUAAAAAGCAACAUAAAAGGUACACACGUUGGUCGAAUUCAAGUAGAAGAAAUCCCAAACGGAAACCUCGUAAAGAAGAUGGGAAACGAUAUAUUAAUUUGGCUCGUCCAAUCGAUUCUCAUGAUCUGAUAUCAUCAACAUGUCAUAGAGCAGUAGUACAAUACACUCUUAAAGAAACUCCUUACUCAUAUGGGUUUAUCGCUAAUUGGAAUAACUUAUGGUUAAAUGGUAAUGGACCACAUUUAAUUCCACAAGUACAACAAACAAAACAAUUUAUUAGAUGUGUAUUAAUGUUUUUCAUCCCAUUUACGGAACCAUUUCCGAAAAGAAAAGUCUAUAAUAAUAAUGAUACUUCCAAGCAGGACUUGGAAGAUCAUGGCAAUUAUGAAAAGUAUUGUGAUUCAUUGAAUGAAAAUUUUGAAAACUUUCUUCAAGAGAAAAUUGAAAAGGGUGAUUUUUACUUGCCACAAUACGUUAAUCCAACUACUAAGGACAAUAGUGAAGAUGAGUGA
This is a messenger RNA of [Candida] anglica, 1179 nucleotides long. NCBI's taxonomy places the organism in Eukaryota, Fungi, Ascomycota, Pichiomycetes, Serinales, Debaryomycetaceae. The record is from the annotation of a GenBank genome assembly.